AUGUCAGAAGAGCUGUCCCCACUCAAACUUUCACGUGACCUUGCAUAUGACCUAGGGUUUUUUUUGCAUCGGCUCUUUGGCCCCACCAACUUCGCGCAGACUCGCUCGGCUGUACGAAUCUUCACCAUCGCCAGCGUCACAAAAUCAGUCAAGAUGCAGAUUUUCGUGAAGACCCUGACGGGCAAGACCAUUACCCUUGAGGUCGAGUCCUCCGAUACGAUCGACAAUGUCAAGUCCAAGAUCCAGGAUAAGGAGGGUAUUCCCCCGGACCAGCAGCGAUUGAUCUUUGCUGGCAAACAGCUCGAGGAUGGCCGAACUUUGUCCGACUACAACAUCCAGAAGGAGUCCACCCUGCACUUGGUCCUCCGUCUCCGUGGUGGUAUCAUUGAGCCCUCGCUGAAGGCUCUGGCCUCCAAGUUCAACUGUGACAAGAUGAUUUGCCGCAAGUGCUACGCUCGCCUCCCUCCCCGCGCCACCAACUGCCGCAAGCGAAAGUGUGGUCACACCAACCAGCUCCGACCCAAGAAGAAGCUCAAGUAA
Metarhizium brunneum ARSEF 3297 is the source of this 540-nucleotide messenger RNA. RefSeq names its product Ubiquitin-60S ribosomal protein (gene crp-79). The record is from RefSeq and is a predicted model, not a curated record. Gene Ontology annotation, biological process: protein ubiquitination; modification-dependent protein catabolic process; translation. Gene Ontology annotation, molecular function: ubiquitin protein ligase binding; structural constituent of ribosome; protein tag activity. NCBI's taxonomy places the organism in Eukaryota, Fungi, Ascomycota, Sordariomycetes, Hypocreales, Clavicipitaceae. Gene Ontology annotation, cellular component: ribosome; nucleus; cytoplasm.